GAGCACCACAACCCCCUGCUCAACAAGUGGUGGCCAUGACAAGAGAAGAGGUGCAGAGGAUGGUGGCCGACGCGGCGGCACAGGCUGUGCAACAAGCAACUCACCAGACAUCCCAGGCUGCCACUGCACCGACAACGGUGCAAGGAACGCAAGAGGAGGAUGUGUCGAGCUAUAGCGGAGGAGGAGAGUACAGGGAUAGAGCUAUGGAGAGGAUGGCCGAACAACUGAGGCAAUUGCAGGAGAAGGUGGAAGGGAGGCCAGAAAGACGUGCUCGAGGACACCCAUUCUCGAGGGAAAUUCUAGCUGCGCCGUUACCUGCAAGCUUUCGGGAGAUAAACCUGAUUUUCGAUGGGUCGAGUGACCCGUCGAGGCACGUGAGAGCAUUCGAAAACAUGUCCGUCUUACAUAGAUACUCAGAUCCGGUCAGCUGCAGGGCCUUCUUGUCGACUUUACGAGGAGGUGCGCUUGACUGGUUCCACCAACUGACUCCAGGUUCGAUCAGAGACUUUGAGGACUUCGUAGGACAACUCACUAAUCAAUACUCAAGCGCAGUCGCCCAGGAGAAGACAUACCUCACCCUGAUGGCAAUGAGGCAAGGCGAGAAAGAAUCCUUACGGAAAUAUGUUGCUCGAUAUAAUCAGGUGUGUCUGGAGGUGCCCACGGCGGGUGAUGAAGUGAAAGCAGGAGGAUUGAUUAGCAGUCUAAGGCCAGGACCAU
Molecule: messenger RNA, 717 nt
Organism: Striga hermonthica
Lineage: Eukaryota; Viridiplantae; Streptophyta; Magnoliopsida; Lamiales; Orobanchaceae
Source: the annotation of a GenBank genome assembly